AUGAAUGACUUGCUAGGCACCGUGGUGGGGGGCGCCAACGGCGCGGGGCGCGGCGACAUUGAGGCGGGGAUGCCGCCGCCCGCGGCAGCGCCCGCCGCCACCGCUGACUCGGGCGACAAGCACAUGGACGACUUCUUCAAGGAGGUGGCGGCCAUCAAGGGCAUGAUGGCCGACAUCCGGCGCAACCAGGGUCGGCUGCAGGAAGCGCACGAGCGCAGCAAGAUGGUGACUCGCAGCGAGGAGAUGAAGAAGCUGCGGGAGCAGAUGCAGGAGGACAUCAACGCGGUCAGCAAGUCUGCAGAUACCAUCAAGAAGCGCCUGGCUGAGCUGGACCGAGGCAACGAGCAGUCUCUCAAGCGCAAGGGGUGCGGCCCCGGCAGCAGCAGCGAGCGCACGCGCACCGCCAUCACGGGAGCCCUCAAGAAAAAGCUGAAAGACCUGAUGGGGGAGUUCCAAGACCUGCGGUCACGCGUGCAGGCAGAGUACCGGGAAGUGGUGGAGCGGCGGAUGUACACGGUCACGGGGCAGCAUGCCGAGGAGGAGGAGAUUGAGAAGAUGAUUGAGACGGGCGAGAGCGAGAUGAUCUUCCAGAAGGCCAUCCUGGAGCAGGGGCGGGGGUACGUGAUGGACACGCUGGCAGAGAUACGGGAGCGGCGCGACGCGGUGAUGGAGCUGGAGCGCAGCCUCAUGGAGCUGCACCAGAUCUUCCUGGACAUGGCGGUGCUGGUGGAGGCGCAGGGGGAGAUGCUGGACAACAUCGAGGCACAGGUGGCCAAGAGCGUGGAGUAUGUGCAGGCGGGCACCACGCACCUGGUGGCCGCCAAGCGGCUGCAGAAGAACACGCGCAAGUGGAUGUGCGUCGCGCUCAUACUGCUGCUCAUCAUCGCGGCGGCCAUCGCCAUCCCCAUUGCCAUCAAGCUGGCCUGA
Messenger RNA from Chlorella variabilis, 927 nucleotides. RefSeq lists its product as hypothetical. Gene Ontology annotation, molecular function: SNAP receptor activity; SNARE binding. Gene Ontology annotation, cellular component: SNARE complex; plasma membrane; endomembrane system. Bases 1 to 927 code for a protein of 308 amino acids. The transcript has 9 exons. Gene Ontology annotation, biological process: vesicle fusion; intracellular protein transport; exocytosis. The record is from RefSeq and is a predicted model, not a curated record. Lineage: Eukaryota; Viridiplantae; Chlorophyta; Trebouxiophyceae; Chlorellales; Chlorellaceae.